Brenthis ino (lesser marbled fritillary) is the source of this 1410-nucleotide messenger RNA. The record is from the annotation of a GenBank genome assembly. Lineage: Eukaryota; Metazoa; Arthropoda; Insecta; Lepidoptera; Nymphalidae.
AUGGUAGCUGAUAAAGAAAUUACGAAGAAAUCUGGACACACAUAUAGACAGUGGAUGUUUGCUAUUACGGCCAAUUUUACGAUCUUGGUCUAUGGUUUGGAGAGUGGUUGGAUAUCUCCCAUUACGUCGUUGCUACAGUCAGAGGAUUCCCCAGUUGGAUACCCACUAACAGACUCUCAGCUCUCUUGGAUAGCAAGUGUGUUGGGCUUAACCGCAACAUUUGGGGUCGUCACGUACUCUUACGUUGCUGACAAGUAUGGAAGAAAAAUUAGCGUGGUCGUUAUUGCCAUGUUGGAAGCAAUUUCAUGGGUAAUUCGUUUAUCGUACACUUCGUUUCCUCUGCUUAUUUUAGCCAGAAUCUUCGCUGGCUUAGCAGCUGGCGGUUGUUACACCAUCACUACCAUCUAUGUGAAAGAAAUAAGUCAAGAAGAUUUGGCAGGAAUUUUAGGGACUCUGCCCAUUCUUACGCAUACUACUGGAAUAUUUUUGAUGUAUGUUAUGGGGGCCUAUAUGGAUUAUACGGUAGUUAUUAUUACUGCCCUGGUGGUGCCAAUAUUAACAAUAAUUACAAUGACAAAAGCUCCUGAAUCACCUGCUUUCUUAGUCAAACAAAAUAAAAUUGAAAAAGCAAAAGAAACGGUGGCAUACCUCAGGGGACUAGACAAAGACCAUGAUAUUGUGGAAAGAGUUAUUGACGAUCUGAUUAAAGAAGAAGUGCGUUUCAAAUCAUUACCAACUAUCACUUUUAUAAAUAUAUUAAAAAACAAUUCUUGGCGACGUGGUUUCAUCCUUAUAAUGUUUCUAUUUACAUGCUAUGAAGUAAAUGGUGCAUUUGUCAUUGUGACUUUUGCGACUAAAAUGUUAACGUCGACUGGAAUACAGUUUGAUGUAAGUCCUGAGGUCCAGUCUCUCAGCUUCCCACUUGUCAUGAUCAUCGCUUCACUAGGGUUGACUUCUUGCGUCGAGAGAUGUGGAAGAAAGCCUCUUUUAAUCGGCACUUAUGGUAUAACUGCGCUUGCAAUGUUCGCGUUGGCCAUAAUGAUUGUUUUCCAAGAGCGAUAUGGUAAUGUUCCAGCGUGGAUGCCUGCUGUAGCUUUAAUACUUUCAGUAGCUAUGUGCAGCGGUGGAGUGUCACCUUUGACCUUUAUUAUCACGACGGAAAUGUUGAAUUUCCAUAUCAGAGCCACGGUGAUGGGCGUGGUGGUCACUUAUGCAUGGUUCUUGACGUCCAUAGCACAAAUCACUUAUACUCCGAUGGCCAAUUCAAUGGGAGAAUUUGCCCCUUACGUUUUUUAUGGAUGUGGCAAUUUAGCUGCAGUAUUUUUUGUUGCAUUCUUCUUACCGGAGACACGGGGUAAAACUGAGGAAGAGAUAUUUAAAAAUGUGAAGAAUAAGAAUGUUGGUGUAAUA